AAACCCCACAUAAUAGUGCCAAAGCUUACUGAGACUGACUCAGGCUCCUUAAAUGCUGCAGUUGGUGCAGUUGUGCAGCCUCCAUUACUGCAUCAACGUUUAGCCACGCAACCACCAUUUACAUUCUCAUCCAUCGUUACCUUUCAUCUCAUCUCAUCUCAUCAGACUAGUCUUCAACAACCAUUCCACACCGCACAUCAUCGUAUCGUAUCAUACCUCAACCUUCUUUCCAGAGGCAGAUGAACAGUACUCAGACCAAAUGCGUCGUCAAGCGCAAACCCAAAGAAACUGAUGAAACCUUCUCUUUUAUACAGUCCAAACAGACCAUGAAGAAGAACCUCUGCGACCGUCACAGACCAAAACGCUACCCUCUCCUGUCGUUUUGGGAGCUGCCGGACUACAUGAAGGACAACGAAUACAUUCUGCGUUAUUACAGGGCCAAUUGGCCCUUCAAACAAGCUCUCUUCAGCCUCUUUCGCUGGCACAACGAGACCAUAAAUGUUUGGACCCAUUUUAUUGGGUUUUUACUGUUUCUUGGGUUGACUCUCGCCAAUUUGAUGAAGCCUCGUGUGGUGGAUCUCUUGCAACUCCUAACCAGGUCUUUUUCUUCAAGUGCGGAAAAAAAUGUCUCUCAUAACAUCAAAGAUUUAUUUCUGGGAACAACGAUACUGUUUGAUUUAAAUAAUGAAAUGCCUUUGACAAUCGAACUUCAAUCGACAGCAUUGGUUAUAGCAAGGUGGCCAUUCUUUGUUUUCCUAGGUGGUUCAAUGUUCUGCCUCUUCUCUAGCAGCAUGUGCCACCUCUUCUGUUGCCACUCCCACAACUUGAACACGUUCCUGUGGCGACUGGACUAUGUGGGAAUAGUUGUGAUGAUCAUCACCUCCUUUUUCCCUCAAAUUUACUACGUUUUCCUCUGUGAGCCUCACUGGCAAAUCAUGUAUCUUGCUGGGAUCACAGCCAUGGGAGUGUUCACCAUCGCAACAAUGCUCUCUCCAACACUUUCCACCAGCAAAUACCGUUCAUUUCGUGCCAUGUUGUUCUGCUCAAUGGGACUUUUCGGCAUUGUGCCUGCAAUCCAUGCAUGUUUUGUGAAUUGGACCAAUCCCAGACGCAAUAUUACCUUAGCAUAUGAAAUUGCCAUGGCAUUAUCUUACUUGACAGGGACCUUAUUCUAUGUGACAAGAAUACCCGAAAGGUGGAAGCCAGGUUGGUUCGAUUUGGCAGGUCACAGCCACCAAAUUUUUCAUGCUCUUGUGGUGGUUGGAGCAUUGUCACAUUAUGCAGCCACUCUUCAAAUGCUGGAGUGGCGUGACUCUUUUGGGUGCGACACGCUUUCAUGAUUAUAUCUUCUUAAUCUUAAUCUUCAUCUUUCAUAACAGAUAGAUAUGCAGCAUUAUAUGGAUUCCCUGGUGUAUUAAUUGUAUAAGGGGCGCAAGCAUUUGUGUAGUGAUAAGGAGCAUUGUUUCAUUGUUAGGUUCAUUUCAAGUCUCUCAUUGUUACAACGAGUCCCCAAGAGACAGGGAUUUUAGAAAUUAUUCUUCAGAAUAUAUUUGAUUCGCUCCAUUUUCUUUUUUAA
Vigna angularis (adzuki bean) is the source of this 1576-nucleotide messenger RNA. Its product is annotated as heptahelical transmembrane protein 1. The coding region runs from base 240 to 1340 and encodes 366 amino acids. The transcript is spliced from 4 exons. NCBI's taxonomy places the organism in Eukaryota, Viridiplantae, Streptophyta, Magnoliopsida, Fabales, Fabaceae. The record is from RefSeq and is a predicted model, not a curated record. Gene Ontology annotation, cellular component: membrane. Gene Ontology annotation, molecular function: signaling receptor activity. Gene Ontology annotation, biological process: response to hormone.